ACGGGGGCUCUUCUCAACACCACCGCCGUCGCCGUCGGCGUCAAGUCUAUUCAUGAGAGCAACCUCAUGCUGGAGUACCACCACACGCCGGCCGAGGCGUUCCGGGACCCGCGCGGCGCGCAGCGCGUCGACUCGGACACCGUCUUCCGCCUCGCCAGCAUGUCCAAGCUGUUUCCCGUCCUGGCCUUUCUGAGGCUCAGCGGCGUAAGCUUUGAGGAUCCCAUUACAAAGUAUGUGCCGGAGCUGAGGAAGCUCGACCACGAGGCCAGGGCGCAGACGCCGGUCUGGACUGUGGAUUGGGAGUCGGUUACUGUGGGCGCGCUGGCGUCGCAUCUGGGUGGUAUUGCCGCUGAUAUGACAACCGACUUGGCCGAGUUUGCCGACCUCUCGGCGUAUGGCCUUCCACCGAGAAAUGACUCUAGGCUGCUGCACUGCUCUGGUCUUUUGGGAACCUCCGAGUGCGAUCGUAAGGUCUUCUUUGACCGGUUUGGCGAGCGAGCCCCGGUAGAACUCCCCUUCUCGCCCAACACGGUCUACUCCAACAUCGGCUUUGCCCUGAUCGGCUUUGCUGUCGAGGAAGUCACAGGCCGCUCCUUCAGCGACGUCCUUGUGAAUGACAUCUGGGGCCCUCUGGGUAUGACGCGCUCGUUCCCAACGAAGCCAGAGGACUCGCUCGGCUAUAUUCCGCGAGACGACCGAUGGUGGAACGCCACUCUGGGAUUUGAGUCUCCUGCCGGGGCGUACUACUCGACGAUCAACGACCUGCACCGCUUUGGCGACGCCAUUCUGCAGAACCGCCUCCUCACCGGCACCCAGACGCGCAAGUGGCUCAAGCCCGUGACCGAGACGUCGUCGGCAGGGCUGCUGGUCGGCCAGCCGUGGGAGAUCUUCCGCACGCAGAACGUGACCGCCGACGGCCGGCUGGUGGAGCUGUACACUAAGGGCGGCGACUUCAAGACGUACCACUCGCUGCUGGCACUGAUCCCCGACUACGACCUCGUGGCGACUAUCCUCAUCGCCGGGGAAGACAGCGGCGGACUCGACGUGCUGCUGCUCUUCUCCCAGCUCGUGCAGACGCUGCUCCCAGCCGUCGAGCAGGCCGGCAAGAGCGAGACCCAGCUCGCCUACGCCGGCACGUACGCAGACACAGCAUCCAACUCGACCGUCAGCCUCACACUCGACGACGCCCCGGGCCUCAACGUGUCCAGCUGGGUAGUCAGGGGUGUCGACAUGCGCACCACCAUCGCCGGCCUCGACCUGCCACCCAUCAACACGCCUCCGCAGAACCCGCCAGCCCAGUUCAGGGCGUACCCCACGACCGUGGUGUCUGACAAGCAGACGUCGUGGCGCGCCAUCCCCGGCGCGCCGGCAGAGGAGGUCGCGGCGCUCGAGGCCCAGUUCGCCUGGGCCAUGCCGUCGUGCUACACGUGGGCCGGAACCGACCGCCUCACGUACAUGCUGCAGUCGCAGGACCACUUCGUGUUCACG
This is a messenger RNA of Lasiosphaeria miniovina, 1488 nucleotides long. RefSeq names its product beta-lactamase/transpeptidase-like protein. The transcript is spliced from 4 exons. The record is from RefSeq and is a predicted model, not a curated record. The annotation marks the transcript as partial. Lineage: Eukaryota; Fungi; Ascomycota; Sordariomycetes; Sordariales; Lasiosphaeriaceae.